Peronospora farinosa is the source of this 1101-nucleotide messenger RNA. The record is from the annotation of a GenBank genome assembly. Lineage: Eukaryota; Oomycota; Peronosporomycetes; Peronosporales; Peronosporaceae.
AUGAGGAUCUCUCGCAAACAAGUAAGUUUUGUAAUGCUUGUGUUACAAAACACAGCGUUAUCGAUCGUAUCCAAGUAUUCGCGUGCCACGACUGGACCCAAGUACCGACCAGGUUUUGUAGUGUUACUAGUGGAGAUACUUAAAUUCGUCCUGUGCUGUCUUGUGCUUCUUAAGUUUAAGCAUGGAAACGUGAAGGCAUCCAUUCGUACAUUGCAAAUUGAAGUAUUUGCGGACAAAAAAGGACUCUCAAAAAUGAUAGUGCUUGCCUUCCUCUACGCGCUGCAAAAUAUGUUUGCACUUGUGGCUUACGAUUACGUGGAUGUAGCCACGUACCAAAUUGUUUACCAGCUCAAGAUCAUUACUACCGCCAUGUUUAUGAGUGUGAUAUUGCAUCGUCAUUUUAGUAUCGUCCAGUGGUAUGCCAUGCUGGCACUUAUGGCUGGUGUAGCUAUCUGUUCCUACUCGAGGCUACCGAGCGGAUCGAAUCACACGGUUGAAGCAAGCAGCAGUAAGAGAUUCGUUGGUAUUUGCAUUAUGAUUGGACUGGCAAUCAAUUCGGGACUUGCAGCAGCCUAUUUUGAACGCGUCAUGAAGGCGCACAAGCCUGUCACGACUCAACAGACGUUGGAUCCGCUUUGGACACGAAACUUGCAGUUGUCUGCCGUCUCAGUGGGUGUCGCUGCUUUGGAUCUCGUGCGCAAUAUGGGCGAAGUGUGGACGCAUGGGCUUUUCUACGGCUUCCACCCGGCAGUCUUUGCAGUCAUCUUCCUCCAGGCUGUCGGUGGACUUACAAUCGCCGCUGUCGUGCGCUAUUCGGACAACAUUGUCAAGAACUUUGGCACGUCCUUCUCGCUUAUCUUCUCGUGCGUCAUCUCCAACUACAUGUUUAACCAGACAGCCACGCUCUCCUUCUAUUUCGGAGUACUGAUGGUGGUAAGCUCAGUCUUCGUAUACGGUGACAGCAGGUUUGCAAUCAAACCCGUCGCCAAGAAGCAAUGUCAAUCCACAUCAGAGGACUACGCGCAAGAAGUUGCCAUCGACACGAAGAGUUCGCAGAUAAUGCACGCAGGUGGCCGGCAUUUUGUCGGUGAAAACGUUUAA